Molecule: messenger RNA, 1395 nt
Organism: Verticillium nonalfalfae
Lineage: Eukaryota; Fungi; Ascomycota; Sordariomycetes; Glomerellales; Plectosphaerellaceae
Exons: 3
Coding region: 1-1395 (464 amino acids)
Molecular function (GO): 5'-flap endonuclease activity; crossover junction DNA endonuclease activity
Source: RefSeq, a predicted model, not a curated record
AUGGCCAAACGUCUUAUUCGCCUCUUUGGUUUCCCCAUUCACCAAGCCCCGGGCGAGGCCGAAGCAGAAUGUGCCCUCCUGCAGCAGGAAGGCUUGGUUGACGCUGUCCUCAGCGAAGACGUCGACACCAUCAUGUUCGGCUGUAGCCGAACAUUUCGCAACUGCUUGGUUGCCUCUGGACUUGAUCGUCAGGGCAUGGUUCUGGUUGCAUUAAUGAGUGGUGGCGACUACCUCCCUGAAGGUGUGCCCGGCUGCGGGUUGAAGCUGGCUUGCGAAGUGGCUCGAGCUGGUUUCGGCAAGAGCUUGUGCAGCCUUAAAGCAGCAGACAAGACCGGCAUCGAUGAAUGGAGAGCAAAUCUCACCCACGAACUACGCACCAACGAAAACAAGUUCUUCCGCACGAAGCAUAAAGCCAUUGUCAUACCGGACAACUUCCCCGAUGUCAAAGUCUUGCGGUUUUACACCCACCCGGCAGUCUCCUCGAAGGCAGCUGUGGAGAACCUAAUCGGGUCGGUCGAGUGGUCCAGACCUGUCGACAUUGGCGGACUCAGACGGUUCACUGACGAGGUUUUUGACUGGACAAAUCGGCCGGGCGCUGUCAAACUGAUCAAGGUGUUGUCCCCGAAUUUGCUUGCUCAGAAGCUCUUUGCACGUUACGAUCACAUCACGCAGUCGCUCGAAAGUCACAGACUGGAAUCAUUAGAACAACAAGAAUUGGCGCUUGUUCAGCGCAUAUCGGCCAAGAGAAGCCAUUUCAGCACGGACGGCAUCCCGGAGCUUCGAGUCUUCCACGUGCCAGCUGACAUCGUGCCACUGGAUCUAUCACAAGAGUCGGACGAAGUGGCAGAGAUGGGAAGGCAGGCCCUCGCACUCAACAGUGAUGGCGAGUUCGAGGGGGCAGUGCCAAGCAACAACGAUGUCGAGGCUGGCGGGCAAGUCGCCAGGACAACCUUCGACCCGACUACCGCACAAGCAGUCUGGCUUCCCGAGAGCCUCGUCAAGUUAGGCGUGCCACUCUGCGUUGAGGAUUGGGAGGAGAGGCAGCGAGCCAAGAUAGAUGUGAUGACCGCGUCAAACCUGGCGAAGCAAAGGAAGAAGAAGACAGCCGGAAGCAACACCAACAAAGCCCCAAAUACACUCGACAAGUGGGUGAAGUCAACCAAAUCCAGGCCUCGAGAGUGUCCCGGAAAGAACGUUGCCGUACCACCGGUUUCGCAGAGCCUCAGUCACUUCAAACUACCUCAACCACUGCCCUCCAAUAUUACGAAUUUCGGGGGCCAUCAACCUCGGGAACCAGCGACCUCAAAACCACACACGUCGCCGAACCGCCCGCUGGCGUCACUGCCUCGAACUAUCAAAUCCAUGGGCGUUCAGUGGCUCACACCAUACGCCUAG